Molecule: messenger RNA, 924 nt
Organism: Jatropha curcas
Lineage: Eukaryota; Viridiplantae; Streptophyta; Magnoliopsida; Malpighiales; Euphorbiaceae
Source: RefSeq, a predicted model, not a curated record
UACUUCACCAGGUGGCGCUCUAUUACCUCCGCCGCAGUACACUCUGCCCAUCAGUCAUCACCGAUGACCACCUCCCACGCUAAUAUUACUAAAACGCCCUUACAUUUUGUCCAAAAAAACAAAUGCAGCCCAGUAUUUAAGACCAUCUGUUGGCCCAAAACACCGUCAUUUUGCUUCCAAGUUGACGCUCUUUCUUCCUCUCUACUCAUCAGACCGACAAAGUUUAACAGCAAAAGGGGAGGAGAGGUAAAGGAGAGACAGUGGAGUAGUACUGGUACUAGGAGGAGGAGGAGCAAUUAUAAGAGCAAUAGAAGUGCCAUGCCUUGUUCCUCUGCUAGCACUGUAUCUGGUGGCGUUGGUGGUGGAGGAGGCCGAGAUGAUAAUGGUUCGCUUCGUUACUUCAAGCUGAACGAGUCCACCUUUUUGGCUUCUCUCAUGCCUAAGAAGGAGAUUGGCGCCGAUCGCUUCAUUGAUGCUCAUCCUGAGUUUGGCGGACGUGGCGUAGUUAUAGCUAUUUUCGAUUCUGGAGUUGACCCGGCUGCUGCUGGAUUGCAAUUGACCUCGGAUGGGAAGCCGAAGAUCCUCGAUGUUAUUGACUGCACUGGGAGUGGAGACAUUGAUACUUCGAAAGUCGUGAAAGCUGAUGCAGAUUGUUGCAUCCGCGGGGCUUCAGGAGCUGCUCUGGCUGUCAAUUCCUCAUGGAAAAACCCUUCCGGUGAAUGGCACGUUGGUUAUAAGUUGGUGUAUGAACCAUUUACUGCCACAUUAACUGCACGUUUGAAGGUAGCAUUGUUGUCCUCACUUCUUUGUGCAAUGCAAACUAAAGAAAGAAAAAAGAAGUGGGAUGAGAAAAACCAGGAAGAAAUUGCUGUGGCAGUAAAGCAUCUUGACGAAUUCAAUCAGGUUUUUGGAAAUCCUGCUUGA